GAGGGGGGCGUGCGAGCAUUGACGGCUAUCAGAGAGAGAGAGAGAGAGAGAGAGUUAAAAACUUAGCUCCGACAGUUUCAACCUCAUUAAUUCGUCACAGAAGAGAGAGAAACAUCAACAGAGUCCUGAAUCAUCCAAUUCAUCUGAGAACAUUACCGGUCUGCUCUGAUGUCGAUCGUAAGAACUUACCAAAGUGUCCAGAAUUGACGUGACUGCGGAUUUUGGAGUGACAACCGUGGGAUUUUAGGGAAGGUUCAGAACAGGCUCCAUCACCAGGUUCAAGGAUCACAAGAGGGUUCCAGAAGCUGCAGCAAGUUCUGGAAUCACUGCAGAAGUCGGCUCCGUAGACCCACGGAGGGUUCAGGAGUCUCAACGGGCUCCAGGAUGUUUCGGGGACUCAGAGCAGGGGAUUCAGAAAAGUGUUCCGGAACCAGAUCUACGUCCAAGUCGGGGAUGUUCACCGUGCCGUUGGUGGUCUGGUGUCUGGUCCUCGCAACUCCCGUCGGUUGCCACAGCAACGUCUCAUCUGAGCCGUCCCUCUCGGACGUGAUGAUGUCGGACUCCUCUGACUUCCACAGCACCGACCCCCCGCCGAUGGAGCUCUUCGUCCAGACCUCGGACCGAGAGCCGCACCUGCUGCAGGAGACGGUGCACAAGCCCCCGUUGACCCUGGAGUCCCACCUGGGGAAGCUGAAGCACGGGAGCAAGUCCAAAGACAAGGAUGAAAGGAACUCCCCUCCGUCCUCCCCUUCCUCCAACUGGUCGGCGGCAGGUCGCGCUCACCCGCCGUCGCCCCCCAGAUGUCUCCAGGAGACGUCGAUAAAAACGGCCUUCAAGUACAUCAACACCGUGUUGUCCUGCGUGAUCUUCGCCGUGGGGAUCAUCGGCAACGCCACCCUGCUCAGGAUCAUCUACCAAAACAAAAGCAUGAGGAACGGACCCAACGCGCUCAUAGCCAGCCUGGCCCUGGGCGACCUGAUAUACAUCGCCAUCGACAUACCAAUCAACAUCUACAAGCUCCUGGCGAUGCGGUGGCCGUUUGCCGACAGCGGGUUCGGACUGUUCCUCUGCAAACUGUUCCCGUUCCUGCAGAAAGCUUCAGUGGGAAUCACCGUCCUCAAUCUGUGCGCUCUCAGUGUGGACAGGUACCGGGCGGUGACGUCCUGGUCUCGGGUGCAGGGCACGGGCGUUCCCGUGGUGACGGCGGUGGAGAUCGUGGGGAUCUGGCUGCUGUCCGCCGUGCUGGCCGUGCCGGAGGCCGUCGGCUUCAACAUGGUCGACUUCGAGUACAAGAACGUCACCAUGAGGACCUGCAUGCUGCAGCCCAGGACGCCCUUCAUGACUUUCUACCGGGACGCGAAGGACUGGUGGCUGUUCGGCUUCUACUUCUGCGUCCCGCUGGCCUGCUCGGUCGUCUUCUACGGCCUGAUGACCUGCGAGAUGCUCAGACACGAGAAAGGGAGUCUGAGGAUCUCACUGAGCGAACACCUCAAACAGCGUCGAGAAGUCGCCCGAACUGUUUUCUGCCUGGUGCUGAUCUUCGCUCUGUGCUGGUUCCCGCUGCACCUGAGUCGCCUGCUGAAGAGAACCAUCUACAGAUCCCACGAUGCACGGCGCUGCGACUUGUUAAAUUUCCUGUUGGUGUUGGACUACUUCAGCAUCAACAUGGCGACCAUCAACUCCUGCAUCAACCCCAUCAUCCUCUACUUGGUCUCCAAGAAGUUCAAAACCUGCUUCAAGUCCUGUCUGUGUUGUUGGUGUUAUUCUGGCUCUUUCUCAAACAGUACGAUGCCUCUGCACCACGGGACGAGUCAGCAGUACAAACACACUGACCACUGAGCGAGAGAGCGGGAGAGAGAGCGAGAGAGAGACAGAGCGAGCACCGAGUCCAGCUCAACCACACUGAACCAGGACGUCCGACACCUGCACUGACGGACACAUCGACCCUCUCAUGUUUUGUUUUUACACCUUAUGAUUCUGUGUUUAUUAAGUUCUAAAUAUAUUAUAUUUUACAACAGUCUAAUUAUUGUAUGGUUAUAUAUAUAUAUAUAUAUUAUAUAAAUUGUCCGGUCAAAAGUAUGUGGACACCUCUGUUCACUUUCCCCUGGGCUGGGUCCCAGUGAAAUCUAAACGCUGCAGCUUGUUUUGUUACUGUAGACACAAGUUUUUAAUUUUGUGGCACCAGUUUCGAGAGAGAGGGGGGCUGUUCCCUGUUUUAAUUCAACAACAAGACGUCGACAGCCUCCUGCGACACCUCUGUGACAGGCCCGAUCCAAAUCCAGCAGCUUGUGAUGUUCACGUCCGCGUACUUUUGGCCACGUCGAGUAUUUAUUGUGAAGUUUUUAUUAUAUUGUUAUCUAUUCCACUUGGUCUCUGCCUGUAAAGACAUAAUUGUUUAGAAGCGCACUGGCUCCCCCCAGUGGCCGAUUCGUGCGAUCACACCCACACUAUGAACCUGCUGACUGAAUUGAUAAAAUGACAUAUGUAUGAAUAAAUAAAUAAAUGAGUUUUUGUGUUGCUGAGUGAAUUAUAAAGGAUUUUGUGUGUUAACAAAUUGUAUUAUACGUGAGUAUUUAUCAAUAACAAUCAUAUUCUCAAA
Messenger RNA from Scophthalmus maximus (turbot), 2599 nucleotides. Its product is annotated as endothelin receptor type B. The coding region runs from base 385 to 1839 and encodes 484 amino acids. The transcript has 8 exons. Gene Ontology annotation, biological process: G protein-coupled receptor signaling pathway; vasoconstriction; enteric nervous system development. The record is from RefSeq and is a predicted model, not a curated record. Gene Ontology annotation, cellular component: membrane. NCBI's taxonomy places the organism in Eukaryota, Metazoa, Chordata, Actinopteri, Pleuronectiformes, Scophthalmidae. Gene Ontology annotation, molecular function: endothelin receptor activity.